Eubalaena glacialis (North Atlantic right whale) is the source of this 492-nucleotide messenger RNA. Its product is annotated as cofilin-1-like. The record is from RefSeq and is a predicted model, not a curated record. Gene Ontology annotation, biological process: cell motility; actin filament severing; actin filament fragmentation. Gene Ontology annotation, molecular function: actin filament binding. Lineage: Eukaryota; Metazoa; Chordata; Mammalia; Artiodactyla; Balaenidae. Gene Ontology annotation, cellular component: actin cytoskeleton; cytoplasm; lamellipodium. The transcript has a single exon. The coding region runs from base 1 to 492 and encodes 163 amino acids.
AUGGCCUCUCCUGUCUCUGAAGGGGUCAUCAAAAUGUUCAAUGACAUGAAGAUGUGUAAGUUGUCAACACCAGAGGAGGUGAAGAAGGACAAGAAGGUGGUGCUCUUCUGCCUGAGCGAGGGCAAGAAGAACGUCAUCCUGGAGGAGGGCAAGGAGAUCCUGGUAGGUGACGUGGGCCAGACUGUAGACGACCCCUACGCCACCUUUGUCAAGAUGCUGCCAGACAAAGGCUGCCACUACGUCCUCUAUAAGGCAAUCUAUGAGACCAAGGAGAGCAAGAAGGAGGACCUGGUGUUCAUCUUCUGGACCCCUGAGUGUGCACCCCUUAAGAGCAAAAUGAUCUAUGGCAGCUCCAAGGACGCCAUUAAGAAGAAGCUGACGGAGGUCAAGAUGAAUUACAAGCAAACUUGUAAGGAGGUCAAGGACCCCUGCACCCUGACAGAGAAGCUGGGGAGCAACGCCAUCAUCUCCCUGGAGGGCAAGCCUUUGUGA